This is a messenger RNA of Patella vulgata (common limpet), 5991 nucleotides long. Its product is annotated as long-chain fatty acid transport protein 4. The transcript is spliced from 11 exons. Gene Ontology annotation, cellular component: endoplasmic reticulum. Bases 309 to 2318 code for a protein of 669 amino acids. Gene Ontology annotation, molecular function: long-chain fatty acid transmembrane transporter activity; long-chain fatty acid-CoA ligase activity. Lineage: Eukaryota; Metazoa; Mollusca; Gastropoda; Patellidae. The record is from RefSeq and is a predicted model, not a curated record. Gene Ontology annotation, biological process: triglyceride homeostasis.
UGUUUAUCACAACUAGCCUAAUCAAUGGGAUCUUAAUCGAUAAUAAUUAUCACAUCUUAUUAUAACAACAGAAAUAGCCGCGUAUUAUCAACAGACAGCUUACAGUACAAACUGAUAUAAUCAUAUCGAUCACAGCAGUGGAUGUAGUGCAUAAAUGUUAGCCGGUCAAAGUCUAACGGAAGUUGUAAAAACAAACUUCACUCAGCAGUGCACGCUUACUACCAAUUGGUCACAAGUUAAGUACAACUGACGCCAAGAAAGUUCACGACACGUACGUUGUAAAGGCACACUUUGAACUUUAGACCCAAAUGACAUCGAGAUCAACUGCACCAAUAAAUGAAAUCACAGUUUGUCGUAGAUUUAAUCAGUCCAUACGGGCCAUUAUGGCAAAUAAUGCAUUACUCAAAUUGGGUGCAUUUAUCGCUUUGGGAAUUUUUCUAUCUCUUUACGUUGGAGUGACAUGUCUUCCCACAAUAGCAGUGGUGUUUACAAUUUACCUGGUUACGGGAGGCUGGAGAUUCACCUUGGUUGUAAUUAAGACUCUCCCGAGAGAUUUCAGGGGUUUGUUAUUUUUAAUUAAGGUGACUGUAUUAAUACGGUAUUACAUUAGACAGAAAUAUACACUAGCCAAGAUAUUUGGUAAACAUGUCCAGAAAUACCCCAAAAAGCCUUGUUUCAUUUACGAAGAUGUGGUAUGGACUUUUCAAGAUGUCGAGAACGUAUCAAAUCGGGUAGCCAAUUAUUUCUACGAAGCUGGAUAUAGAAAGGGAGAUAUGGUGGCCUUGUUUAUGGAGAGUCGUCCUGAGUUUGUCUGUCUAUGGUUAGGUUUAUCAAAGAUUGGAGUAUCUGCAGCAUUAAUCAACUUUAAUCAGCGAGAUACAGCUUUAGCUCAUUCCAUUACAAUAUCAAAUUGUAAGGCUGUUGUCUUUGGUGGAGAACUGUCUCAAGCUAUAAAAGAUGUGACUCAAGAAUUACCUAAGAAGAUUGAGUUAUACCAUACUGGUGCCAUGACAACUAAUGAUAUUACACCUAUAAAUUUAGAUGUUGCAUUAGAACGAACAUCUACAUAUCCGCCACCGAAAGUUGAUCAAAAUUUUAAAGAUUGUUUAUUCUUCAUUUUUACAUCUGGAACUACAGGGUUACCUAAAGCCGCCAUUGUUACUCAUACCAGGUAUUUCUACAUGGCUCUAGCUAUCCAGUUCUUCCAUCAUAUAACAAGUAAAGAUAUAUUAUAUGAUACCUUACCUUUAUAUCAUACAGCGGGAGGUAUCUUAGGUAUUGGACAGGCUAUUCUAGGUGGUACUACUGUGGUCAUCAGAAGAAAGUUUUCUGCUAGUCAGUUCUGGACUGAUUGUAUAAAAUAUAAUUGUACAAUAGCUCAGUAUAUUGGUGAAAUCUGUCGUUACUUAUUGGCUCAGCCACCCAGGCCAACAGAUAAUCAACAUAAAGUAAGAGUUAUGUAUGGUAAUGGUUUAAGACCACAGAUAUGGUCCGAGUUUCAACAGAGAUUUGGUGUGGCAAGUAUGGGAGAAUUCUAUGGUGCUACAGAAGGCAAUUGUAGUAUAGUGAAUUUUGAUAAUACAGUUGGAGCUGUAGGAUUUUUAACAAGAAUUGUACCCGUUCUUUAUCCUGUUACAUUAAUACGAGUAGAUGAAGAUACGGGCGAACCACUCCGAGAUAGAAAUGGAAUGUGUAUAUUUGCUAAACCAGGAGAACCUGGAGAAUUAGUAGGAAAGAUUGUUAAAGGUAAUCCCCUUAGAGAAUUCGAUGGUUAUGCUAACAAAGCAGCAUCCAAGAAGAAAAUAGUUUCAGACGUUUAUAGAAAAGGAGAUACCGGUUUUCUAACAGGUGAUAUACUGGUGAUGGAUGAAUUAGGAUAUAUGUAUUUCCGUGAUAGAACUGGCGAUACUUUUAGAUGGAGAGGAGAAAAUGUUUCUACUUCGGAAGUAGAAGGCAUUAUACAUAAAAUUCUUAAAUUACAAGAUGCUACAUGUUAUGGUGUAGAAAUCCCAGGUAAUGAAGGUAAAGCAGGAAUGGCAGCCAUUGUUGAUGAAAAUAAUACAGUUGAUCUUAAAGGUUUAUAUAAUGCCUUUCAAAAAUCUCUACCACCUUAUGCUAGACCUAUUUUCAUUAGAAUAACUAAAACUGUAGAAACAACAGGUACCUUUAAGUUAAAGAAAACGGAUUUAAAAAAAGAUGGCUUUAAUCCAAAACUGAUUAAAGAUCCUGUGUUUUAUAUGAACAGUAAACUAGGUCAAUAUGAACAAAUAACACCACAGAUCUAUGAUGAUAUCUGUAAUAAUAGAAUCAGGUUGUGAGAUGCUACUGGUUGUACAAGUCUAUAUCUUCAAUAAACUCUUGAGUUACCAGGCUGUCAAUAUUGUGACUUUCUGCUGUAUGUUUGCAAGUGUGGGUCUGUUAAAAGUGGAUCUCAAUGAUCAGCCAAUGUAUUCAUCAUCAUUAUAUGCAUUCCUGUUUAGACACCACAGAAAGGGCAUUAUUUUUUUAUUAUUAUUAUUACAGUAUAUUUGUAUCAGGUACCCUGUUUGUCAAAAGUAUUAUGAACCACUUUACAAGAAAUGAGAUGAAAUUGUGAUUUAACUUCCUACUUUCCUGCUCUGACUGGGCUAAUGAACAGGGGCAUACGCCAUACAGUGUGCCAUGAGGGAAAUUUUGCCCAGGCAGUGGCUCUAUGGCUACUCUUAUAUUGAAUUCCAACUGCCAAGGGAUCUUUUAUGUGCAUGCGACCUUGGUUUUUACAACCCAUCCAAACAACUAGACAGUUGUCAUUUUUCUUGUUUUAUUCCAUUUUCUGUGUUCUCUGGGAAAAUGAUACACUUUUUAUUUGUUAUGGUCUAGUAGCUGUUUACAUAAACAAAAAUAUUGUGCCUUUUAUAUAUUUUUAAAAGUGUUAUUUAAACAAGUUAAUAGUACAUUGUUUCGGUCACAGAUUUUGAUAUAUAAAGGUUGAGGGGGGGGGGUCUAUCGAAUACUCAGUAAGUCAGUAUAGAACACCUAAAAUAAUUGAAAGCUUGGGUUUAAUGUGUAAAACAAAACCCCGCAAAUCCUGCAUUAUUUUUUUAAAAAAAAUCAACCACUUUUGUAUUUCACAUAUAUUUUAAUAACUAAUGUAUAUGCACAAAUGAAUGACAUAACACCGUUUAAUAUUCAGUUAUCUUUCUAACACUUUAUUUAUAUGCCUAGAUAUAUUGUAAUAAAAUAAUUAUUUGCCCAGAUAUAUCGUAAUAAAAUAAUUAUUCGCCCAGAUAUAUCAUAAUGAAAUAAUUAUUCAUCAAGAUAUAUCACAAUAAAAUAAUUAUUUGCCCAGAUAUAUUGUAAUAAAAAUAAUUAUUCACCCAGAUAUAUCAUAAUAAAAUAAUUAUUCACCCAGAUAUAUCAUCAGAUAAUUAUACUCCCAGAUAUAUCGUAAUCAGAUAAUUCUUCACCCAGAUAUAUCAUAAAAAAAAUAAUUAUUCGCCCAGAUAUAUCGUAAUAAAAUAAUUAUUCACCAAGAUAUAUCAUAAUGAAAUAAUUAUACCCCCAGAUAUAUCAUAAUGAAAACAUUAUUCACCUGCUAUAUCAUAAUGAAAUAAUUACACUACCAGGUAUAUUGUUACGAAAUGUGUUAUUCUGAGUCAGUUACUAAAUGUGGCUUAAACAAUAAAUUCAUAGAAUCCACUUGUACAUGGGUAAUUUUAGGAUGUUAUAUUCAACUGCUAGACUGUAUUUUAUCAGUUUUUAGAUAAAAAAUAACUAUUUUAUGAUUUUUAUUUUUAAAAAAAUAUAAAUAUAUAUAUAUAUAAUGUCUAAUCUUUUGCACAAAAUAUUUAUAAACCUGAUGUAAAAUGUCUUGCCUAAUAUAUUAUAUGCAAUUUGCAAUUUUUUUAAAGACAUCUAUAUUUUAUUAGCAGUUUUGAUUUUUAAAUUAAAAAAAAAUAUCUAGUCAAAAUUAGAUAGCCAUAGCCAUUUAUCUUCCUUUUUAUGUCUUUUUUUUCUUCCUCUUCUUCUUCAAUAGUUUUCAAGAUUUUCAUUUUUGGUCUUUUUAUAAUUUUCAGUUGUUAUUUAUGAUGUUUGCACCAGAUAGAGUGAAAUUGUUUACAGCCUCACGUGUGUUUAUGUUUUAGCCAAUCUGAUUAAAAUACAGAUCUAUAUUUCGUUUCGUUUUUUUAUAUUUUUGAUCCAGUGUAGUAAAGACAAGUAAAAUGAAAUUUUGAACUAUAAAAAAACGAAACGAAAUAGGAUCUGCGUUUUAAUCAGAUUGGGUUUUAGCGAAAUUGCAACAGCAUAUACUAAAAAUCCUCUUAGUUUAGUUUUUAUAUAAGUAGUAACAAAAGUAUAUAUUAGUAGCAAAAAUAUUUAUUGGGAGAUGCACCCUAUCUUACAUGUAUGCUGAAAGAAAUUCAUAGGAGUACUCGUUUGAUGUUCUGUCUAAAGCCCGUUUUAUAUACGUGUUUCCUCCGGCAUAAAAGUCGGUCUAAUGCUAAUGUAAUGGGACCGUUUCCAUGGAGUUCAACUCGCCCUUUAAUGAGACCUCUGGAAUAGUUUCCAUAUAAAAGACGAAAACGCGCGCUGAAAUGCUACAUUGAAAACGGCCCUAAAAGGUUCGAAAUUGGCAGAGUUACAAUCGUGUGUCACGGAAUUGACAGUUCUGCCAGUCCCGAACCAGAUGGGGGCUGUUCAGUAGAAUAGUGAUAUAAAAUAAAAUUCAAUUGAUCAAGUUAGUAACAUAUUCAGAAGCACUUGACUUGACUAGAAUUCAUUCGGAAACGUUCAAUCCAUGGGUUCCACGUCGGCAGUAUAUGCCGGUCAAGACCUAGGGCUAUGGAAAAUGACCGUAACUAGAUCUGACCCAACGGUCAUUUUGCACGCCUGAAAGAGAGCCUUUUUUUCAAAACCCAAUUUUCAAACAUGGCUACGGAUCGACCUCCGGUAUGUAACUAUACAAUUGUACGGCCAGUACAGAAUAAUGAACACGUAUAGAAGCCACAUAAUAUCAAUUGAUUCAUCGUCCUCACAUGUAUCAUAUAAAUAUUUAGCGUUGAAAGAGUGAUUUGUUUUAACAAACAGGGCUGUUUUAUGAGGUUUUUAAAUGUACUAAUAACAAUUGUUCUUGCAGACGGAAAACUACAAAUUAGAUUUGUAAACACAAAACCAUAGUAUGGAACACAAUUGAGUCCCGCGGAAGAACGAUCUAAGUCACUUUUUCAAUGAACCCCAGUUGAUGGCGCCAUCUGUUAGCAAAUUGUAUAAGCUUUCUGUGGAACAAUCUAUUUCAGGUAAAAACAAUCGCAGUCGCAUCGAACCAAGGCCCUUCUGAAAUGGCCUCCCGAACAAAUACAAGUCCAUCGUGGCAUCGUACCCUUUAUUUAACCUUAAUUUGCCUGAAAAGUUGAAGUCAGUUGUUGUACUGGUAGUUAUCAUUCGUAUUAACAUCAUUUUGAAGUUGUAAUUAAACCCACUUGUUGUUCUGUUCGCGUCAAACAUUCUCGUCCAAAAGUCUGUUUUGCCUUUUAUGCGAAAAGACAAAAAUGUGACUUAGAUAGUUCUUCCCCUGGGCUUUUCAAUUACUAUUUUAAUUAAAGCGACGUUUCGUUGAGGGUCCAAGCUUGAAAAUGUCGAGAGAACCCUCAACGAAACGUCGCUUUAAUUAAAAUAAUAAUUGUUUCCAUAUUAUGGUUUUGUGUUUAUUACGUGUGCCAAUUGCUAAAUGCCACUCAAUGAAGAUAGAUACAAUUUUUUAUAUAUUUAAUAUAUAGUUCUCCAGGAUUAAAAUUGUCUAUUUUUAAUAAUAUAUUAAUAAUAUAACAGUAAGGGCAAGUAAGCAAUUUGUUAUUAAAUAUAAUAUGCAAGUGAAACAAGUAUGUGGUUUGUUAUAUAUGUGUGUUAUUAACGUGUGUUUGAUAGUAAAAUGUUCUGUUUUCUUUAUUCUAUAAUGUGAUAUUUAUAUACUAUCUAUUUCUCAAUAAAUAAAUAUGACUUGUAUUUUCUUUA